UUAGGGUUUUUGUAUCCUGUUUUGAUUUGGUUAGGUUACUCAGGUCUGGUUAGUUAAAACUCGACAGUAAGAGAGAGAGAGUUGGCUUCAGAUCUGAAAAGUGUUUCCUCUUCGGGCCAUGGGAUUCUCCGGCGUCGUUUCGUUUAUCUCUUCUUUUACUUGGUGACUUUAGUUAGUUGAUUAUCUGAGAAUACUAUGUCACGCCCUUUCUUCCACAACCUUAUCCUCUCAUCCACUAUCAUCAACUAAAACCCGUCAGGACUAAGGAAAGCUGACAACAAUAUCCACUUCCUUUUGGUUUUCAGUUACAAAGGUACUCUCUUAUGAACAUGGAUUCUGCACAAAAUGAGUUCAACAAACGCGCUCGAUUGUUUGAAGACCGUCAAAAAGAAGAGACGAGGGUCACUCAUCCAUUGAUCCCUAAAUCUAAUGCACCCCUGAAUGAAGGGUAUGAGGGUUCUACCACCACCCAGAGCUUGUUCACUGAUUCUAAACCUGAAGUGGCGACUCCGAAAGUACCUAAGAAGAGAGGAAGGAAGAAGAAGAAUCCUAAUCCCGAGGAAAUAAACUCGUCGACUCCGGAGAACAGCUCAAAGUUCUACAAGAGUGCUUCUGAUAGAAAGAGAACUGUAACUGCUGAGGAAAGAGAGAGAGCCAUCAGUGCAGCCAAAACGUACGAGCCGACCAAUCCUUUCUUUAGAGUUGUUCUGCGACCAUCGUAUCUGUACAGAGGCUGCAUCAUGUACUUGCCUUCUGGGUUUGCUGAGAAGUACCUGAGCGGGAUAGCUGGUUUCAUCAAGCUUCAGCUCGGGGAGAAACAAUGGCCAGUGAGGUGCCUUUACAAAGCAGGGAGGGCUAAGUUUAGCCAAGGAUGGUAUGAGUUCACACUCGAGAACAAUAUAGGUGAAGGAGAUGUUUGUGUGUUCGAGCUUCUCAGAACUCGAGAUUUCGUUCUGAAAGUCACCGCCUUUCGCGUCACUCAGUACGUGUGACACUACAACAAAGCAAUCUGGUUUGCCAAAGUUCAGUUUCAUGUAGGGCCCUUUUAAUUAGUUUCUUUCUCUCUCUCUCUCUUGCAUUUGUUGGAGAAUCAGUCUGGUUCUAUGGGUUUUAGAUGUGUUCUGAGUGAAAUUUCAGAUUCCUAUGUUUGUUGUUGAUAAGUAUUUGAAGUUUGGUGCAAAAACUGUGUGUUUGAGUGGCAGUUAGGGUCAAUAGUAGCGUUGUAAUUACAUGUAUUGGACUGGUCAGUGAAUCAGGAGAAUGAUGUUUAUGUGAAUGUUGAUUAUGAAUUUAUGACUGGUUUAAGGGCUUUUGA
Brassica rapa (field mustard) is the source of this 1315-nucleotide messenger RNA. Its product is annotated as B3 domain-containing protein REM19. The record is from RefSeq and is a predicted model, not a curated record. Gene Ontology annotation, molecular function: DNA binding. NCBI's taxonomy places the organism in Eukaryota, Viridiplantae, Streptophyta, Magnoliopsida, Brassicales, Brassicaceae.